Molecule: messenger RNA, 729 nt
Organism: Botrytis fragariae
Lineage: Eukaryota; Fungi; Ascomycota; Leotiomycetes; Helotiales; Sclerotiniaceae
Product: putative glutathione s-transferase protein
Exons: 3
Coding region: 1-729 (242 amino acids)
Source: RefSeq, a predicted model, not a curated record
AUGGCGGAGGAACAGACACCCCCGCAUGCCAAGUCAAGCAAUUCCCCGGGAAAAGUUACCCUCUAUGUCGUUCCUGCAACUCCGACUUCCGGGGCGCAUGUUGUCAAAAUUUUGAUCCUGAUGAAACUCCUUAGCAUUCCACAUGCGGUGAAAGUGGUACCAUCUCCAAGCGACGAUGAAUGGUUUUGGGAAAUCAAUCCCUACAGAAUGGUUCCGGCCAUUGAAAGUGAAGAUUACGUUGAGCAGCCAGGAAAAGAACAAAAGCCUUUGAAUGUCUUUGAGAGCUGCUCAUGUCUUGCCUUUUUGGUAGAUAAAUAUGAUAAUGACGGGCUCUAUGGGGGGAGAAAUCUAGUUGAACGAGCACAGGUCUCUAGCUGGUUAAUGUCGUACACUUCUGGUCUCGGCGCAACUGGAAAGUGGUGGCUGGUGUUGAAGCGAAAACACGGAGAUUCCAUGCGGGAAGCGAUUGAAAUUUUCGCUGAUGCUAUCAAAAAAGAAUACUCCAUUCUCGAAAAUCGGCUUCAAAUUACUGAGCAGAACUACAUCGCUCUUUCCGACCGCCUCACUAUCGCUGAUAUUGCUAUCCUACCGUUCGCAAACGAAAAUAUUGCGGCAUCGGCAGGCAUUGACUUCAGUGAAUAUCCCUCACUGCAAGCAUGGAGCCGGAAACUUCUCGGUCUUCCACAGAUCAUCACUUCCUUCGAACUGGUGACAACGUUUGGCCGUUGA